Molecule: messenger RNA, 345 nt
Organism: Lodderomyces margitis
Lineage: Eukaryota; Fungi; Ascomycota; Pichiomycetes; Serinales; Debaryomycetaceae
Exons: 1
Coding region: 1-345 (114 amino acids)
Biological process (GO): cellular response to oxidative stress
Cellular component (GO): nucleus; cytoplasm
Molecular function (GO): glutathione disulfide oxidoreductase activity
Source: RefSeq, a predicted model, not a curated record
AUGGCAACCCCAUCAUCUAGUGACUACAUCAACAAAGUCAAAACAUUGAUAUCGCAACAUCCGUAUUUGAUGCUUUCAAAGUCUUGGUGUCCUGAUUGUCAUUAUGUCUACAAUUUGUUCAAACAAGAAGGGAUAUACGACAAGUUAUACAUCAUUGAAUUGGAUCAACUCCAAGAUCAGGAUGAGGCAACGUCCUUGGAAAAUGCAUUUACUGAAAUUGUGGGGAAGAAAUGGGUGCCACUGUUGUUUUUCCAAGGAAGGUACUGGGGAAACGAACAAGAUUUAAAAAACUUGCGAAAACAAGGAGAGUUAGAAUCAGAGUUUAAGAAGCUAAAAUUGCUUUGA